AUGGCCGACCGCAGUGAGAGGAAUAGUGCAACGAUGAACUCUCGGAAACCGUCUCGUACUGCUGUUGCCGCUUUAAUGAGUGCCUACAUCCAAAAGCAAAAUCAGAUCGCGUUACUGAAUGCCGAGAUCGACUCUGCGAAAUCGGCAGCAGACAGCCUGGAAGAAAUUAUGCUCGCCAAUAAUUUUGUGCUGACGGCUGCUCUCGUUGACCUAUUCCCUGCAGUGGAUCGUCGAUUGUGGAGCCACGACAGAAGCGACACAUGGUUUGAGAAAACGUUGCCGCGCCUUGGAGUACGUCAUUUUAAGCAGUCGUUCCGUGUCUCACCUUCGACUUUUCGCUACCUGGUGAACGUCUGCCGGUCGCAAAUGGAGCGAACCUCGACCACAAUGCGUGAGGCGAUCUCCAUAGAGAAGAGAGUAGCAAUAGCCCUGUACCGCAUGUGUAGCUCUGCAGAGGACAGGACAGUCGCAAACUUGUUUAGUGUAGGGCGGUCCACUGUCAACGAGGUGUUCAGGGAGUUCUGUGAGGUUAUCGUCGAUGAGUUGGAAAGGAGCACUGUGAGACUUCCAACUGAAGACGAGAUGCAGCAGCACAUCCAAGAAUUUGAAGCUGUGCUCCGGUUCCCACACGCAAUGGGAGCGCUUGACGGCUCACACUUCCCGGUUUCACCCCCCAAGGAACAUGCUGCUGAUUACCACAAUUAUAAAGGAUGGUACAGUGUCAUACUGCUGGCCCUAGUGGACCACAGGUACCGGUUUCGGUCAUACAAGAUUAUAGGGGGUGUGAAAGUCCCAGUAAUCAUCCUGUGUGACCAAGCCUUUUCCCUGACACCUAAUUUAAUGAAGCCAUUCCCAGAAACCGCAGUGCUGACACCAGCACAAAAGAGCUUCAACGUGUGUUUGUCCUCAGCAAGGCGUGUCGUAGAGAACGCAUUUGGACGUGUGAAGGCCAGAUUCAGCGUCGACCAACAGUGGUUGCGGGAUGCACAAGGAGCCAUGCUGUUGAGUCGGGAACCUAGCCAUCAAAGCAAUGCAGUGGAGGGAAGUGGCACUGCUGUGAGAAAUGCUUUAGCUCAGUAUCUGUGCGACAGGGAAUGCGACAAUAUCCCCUAG
Ornithodoros turicata is the source of this 1113-nucleotide messenger RNA. RefSeq lists its product as uncharacterized. Lineage: Eukaryota; Metazoa; Arthropoda; Arachnida; Ixodida; Argasidae. The record is from RefSeq and is a predicted model, not a curated record. Bases 1 to 1113 code for a protein of 370 amino acids. The transcript is spliced from 4 exons.